Messenger RNA from Rodentolepis nana, 615 nucleotides. The record is from the annotation of a GenBank genome assembly. NCBI's taxonomy places the organism in Eukaryota, Metazoa, Platyhelminthes, Cestoda, Cyclophyllidea, Hymenolepididae.
AUGUUCGGACAAAUUUCUCUUGAUUCUCAACUUAUCUUUGUACUCUGUGGACUUUUUAACUUAUCAUUGUCUCAAGAUGUCUAUCAGAUUCCUCCGUCCUUUACGGCUCUUCCACCUCGUGAAAUUAUACAUACUCCAGGUCAACCUUUCAAAGUCCCGUGUGCAGCAUCUGGUCACCCACAACCGAGGUUAGAAUGGUAUCUCAACGGCGAACGUCUAGCUGUAAGUCGAUCAGGUAUAACAAGCACCUCCAAGUGGAGUUCCGAGGGACGAAACGCUAUAGUCGAUCGUAAGCAUGAUGGUCUGUGGGAUCUAAGUGAACUCUUCGUUCCCGGUCGAUUUUCGGCAGGCUGGCUCUACUGCGUGGCCAUCAACCCAAUUGGUCGUGCAAUUUCUUCUCCAGUGUGGAGUAAAUUGGCGCAAAUCGAUGAAUCGAAACCAUGCGAAACACGAACAAUUACACUAAGAGACCAGCCUUUUCUACGAUUGAAUUGCACAGUGCCCGAGAGUUCACCAUCUGCAACUGUUCGAUGGAUGUACCGCCAACCAAAUGGUUUUAUGGAAUUCAUUCACGAAAAUCGUACAUUCGCGAUGGAUGAUGAUGGUGAGCUUUGA